Messenger RNA from Neocloeon triangulifer, 1693 nucleotides. RefSeq lists its product as uncharacterized. The record is from RefSeq and is a predicted model, not a curated record. Bases 102 to 1484 code for a protein of 460 amino acids. The transcript has 5 exons. Lineage: Eukaryota; Metazoa; Arthropoda; Insecta; Ephemeroptera; Baetidae.
ACCCACAAAAAAUUUCCACGCCCACUCACUCACACCACCGUUAAAAAUAAUAACAGAAAACAGAUUGAAGAUUUUAAAAUAUCAAAACAAACAUCUUUGUCAUGUCGUCACAACAUCGGCCUAGGCAGGCUGAAAAUAGCAAAAUCUCUUUUCCUAUCGCAGUGAAGAAUUCAGAUGGACGCUAUAUGCCAAGUGUCGAGGGUCUUGUGUCAUUCAACAAGGCCAACGGGAAUGACGAAAAAAUAGACAUGACCCUGCACCUGUUGCUGAAGAACAAGAAGGAGCAACAACGCAGCCGGAGUUUGCCUCGGCAAGCUCCUCCCAGCAAACGGUUAGACAACGACUUGCGUGAGGCGCCCAUAAAACUGUCAAGUGACAGAAGGCACAAAAAGGAUGUGUCAAGAGAGCAGCCACAAAUUUCUCGCAGGACGUGGAGCAAGAUCUUGAGCGAAAGUGAGCACCCUGCCUCGUACAUCCAAGUGCUGCCUGAGAGAGACAACCAUCAUCAAAGCCACCGCCAAAAUUUAGGACAUUUGAACACGGAGAGUGAAAGAAAAAGACACGGGUAUGGGGAAUCGAACGGUGACAAAACUUCGGAGACCGAUGAAGUUACCUCUCUCACAGUGUUGAAUCCAGUUCGGACUUUGCAGUUCUUACUCGGGGAACUUCACUCAAUAGUAAAACCCAAAGGAGAGCGAGAACAAGCUGUUUUUAGGAUGAUUGAGGAUGUCGUAAGUCGUCUGCCAAAUGAUUCCUCGCCUUUUUAUGAAAAGCGCCAGCCUGAAUUCUUCCCUAACGAGCAAGCUCUGAAACAUCCAAAAGACCAGAUAAGCAGGACUGCCUAUGAGAUAUUGAGGAAGGAGCGAGACGGUUUGCACAGCAAACUUGACGAGAAAUGCAAAACUCAUUUGGCACUGGAGAGGAAACUAGCCACUGCUGAAGCCAAAAUUGUCAGACUGAAAUCCGAGAGGCAGGAACUGCAAGAAAAUUACUCAAAGAUGAUCGAGGAACAAAAAGCGCUGAUUGCCAACUUGCCUACUUUGAAUAAACAAAACAGCUUGAGCAAAAAUCUUGAAAACCAUCUGGAAAAUGAACUCAAGAAGGCGCACAUCUACAUUGCUGGCUUGGAAAAGACAAACAGAAAAUUGCAAGACAAAUAUAAGGCCAAAUUUAGGAUCAUACAAGACAUAUUGAACAACGGUCUUGAUUUCCAAGCCAAGGAUAAUCCUCGUUUGACUGACGUCAUUGGUGUUUCUCCCCUGGAAGCUGAAUCCCUCGAUUACCCUGAGGAAGAAGUAAAAGUGCCAACCAGAGGCAUCCAAUCGUUUGUCUCAAACGAGAUUCAAGCAGAUGUUUUGUCGACAUCCUCAGUGGGGCUCGAUGCCCAAAAGUACAUUGACAAGGUCAUGAUGAACAGUGGGUUGCUAAGAUCAGACCAAGAGCAUUUAUUCCAGUCAUUCCACUCAAUUGCCGACAGAGAAUGAACUCUUAACCAAUAAAUUAAAAUUGUGUUUGUGUACAAUAAAAUUCGGAAAACUUCUAUAAUUUAUAAAUUCGUAGAAAAUUAAAUUUAAAAAAUCUUAAUAGCAAUCACAUUACAUAUGAAUGUUUCCAGUUGUUCAAUUUGUAGAUGAACAUUAAUUUACAUUUAAGAAUAAAAUUUUCGUGUGGUUAAUCAAAUUUUUAAUCUCUA